CAAAAGUAUGUUAUUUGACUUUUUAUAAGGUUUUUAUAAAGUUUAUAAAGUAUAUAGUCGAAUGGAAGUUAGCCCUAAAUUGAUUGAGGGUGCAUAUAUUCAUUUUUAUGGACACAUGUCAUAAAUGCAUGACACUUGCUACGACUAUAUGACCUGAAAUUACUAACAGGGUAAGGUUGGUAAUAAACUUAUUUUUAGUCACAAUGGAGUGGAACUAGGAUUGUAACCUCGUACAAACACGUACGCUUCAUGUGGCGGCAUUAUUUCUCAAACAGCUCACUGGUUAGACGAGACUUAGAGGAGGAGCUGCCUUCAGGGCCCCAGAGGAAACUUCCCUGUCAGUUUUGAGAGUGACAACAACGUGAGGCGCGGCUCGCAGUCUCGCAGCAUCAAUUGCACACCCAAACCACAAGAGUAAACAUAUUUCUCCUCUGGGUUUCACUGAUUUGAUCGCGAAUUUUGCGGAUUAUGGAGUUCUCAAACUGUGCGUAAAAGGGAAGCAAUGGAUUUUCUUCUUGUUGGAAAACCUGGAGAAUGCGCAUUCAUGGAAAGUGCCUCUUCUUCGAAUGUGAGAAAAGAACCUAACUUAGUGUGAAACAGUGAAAGAAACUCCAGCAGAUAUGAACUCCACGGCAGCAGAGAAGGGAUUUAAAUCGCCCUGCACCAUCCCGGUGAUUAUGUUUAUUUUCGGUGUGGUGGGAAAUGUCAUCGCCAUCGUUGUCCUGCGGAUAUCACGAAAGGAACAAAAGGAGACCACUUUUUACACCCUAGUAUGUGGCCUGGCAGUGACGGACCUCCUGGGCACCCUGCUGGCCAGCCCGGUCACCAUCGCCACCUACGUGAAGGGCGCAUGGCCGGGCGGAGAGCCUCUGUGCCAGUACUCCGGCUUCAUCCUGCUCUUCUUCUUCUUGGUGCAGCUCAGCAUUGUGUUUGCGAUGUCAGUGGAGAGAUACCUGGCGAUUAACCACGCAUAUUUCUACAACGAAUACGUGAACCAGAAACUCGCUGCUCUGACUCUUUUGGCCAUUUACAUUUCCAUCAUCUUGUUUUGCGCGCUGCCCAGCGUGGGGUUCGGGCAGGUGAAGCGCCAGAGACCGGAGACAUGGUGCUUCAUCGACUGGCAGAACAACCAGACAACCGUGGCGACUUAUAAUUUACUCUACGCCGGUGUCAAUUCAGUCAUCGUGCUGGCCACCGUCAUAUGCAACGUGAAGGUGUGCGGGGCUCUCAUCCUCAUGCACAAGCGGUUCAUCCGCCGCACGUCUCUGGGCACGGACCAAAGGCGCGUCGCGGAGUUCCGGCGCAGGCGGAGUUUCGGACGGUUAGCCGGAGCAGAGAUCCAGAUGGUGAUCCUGCUAAUAGCCACCUCCGCUGUGGUGCUAAUCUGCUCCAUACCUUUAGUGUUGAGGAUCUUUGUGAAUCAGCUGUUCACAAACACGACAGAAGAGACUUCCGGGUUGAACAAAGACUUGCUGGCCAUCCGCAUGGCUUCUGUCAACCCCAUCUUGGACCCUUGGAUCUACAUCCUGCUGAGGAAGACUGUGGUCCUCAAGCUGAUGGAGAAAAUCAAGUGUCUAUUCUGCAAAAUGUGCGGGCGGGGGGGAAGUAACGGCGGUCAGUUCCGCUGUGCCGACGGCCAUCUUUCCUCCAUCGUUUCACGAGAUUCUCCCUCGCUGGUGUCACAAGAGCUGCGGGAAAUGGUGAGCACCUCGCAGACCUUCCUGUACCUGGCAGAGGGUGGGAGGUUGGGGGCACAGAAAGGCUCCAGUCCCCCACAUGCACAGACGUUAACAGGGCCCCAAGAGGUGGAGGGGCCUCCGAGGGAGCUGCAACCGACUGAUUUAGAGGAAAGAGCGCCAGGCAGGCCGAUGAAAGAGCUGCCAAUGUGCCCAAAGGACACGACUCUGCAUGUGACCUUCACUGACGAGACUGCAAACAUGCAGGAGAAAUGCAUAUGACUGUUAGCAUGAUCUUGAAAAAAAGCAUUCCUCGUUGGAAAAAUAACUCAUAAGAGCGCUGCAAAGAGAGGAAAAGCAUCUGAAGACUGAACCUCUUGCAGGCUGCUGUUCUCAAUGUAUUCAUCUUCAGUCAUGUUUUUCUACCAAACACACAUCCAACUUUGCAUAACAGUUGUAUCGAAGAGAACAAUUUUGUAGAAAAGCUCUUCUGUUGCACUUUUUGUAAAACCACUGCGAGGCUGUGUGGACAACCUGCACCAUGAUUGUAAAACAUACGUUAAAAAUGUGAAAAGUGAUCCAUGAUGUUAAUUUAUUUUAUGUAUGUAUUUUAUGUCUUCUCUGUGAGAAGGUCAAGAUGGUUUUGAGCCAUUUUUAAACUGGUUUAAAGAUUAAUAUGUUCAGUAUUUUUACUUUAAGGUUCUUAGAAACAUUGGCAAAUCAUUUGGUCUUACUUUUUCACAAGAUAGCAAAGAUAACAUUUUACUAUCCCUUAUAUUUCAUCACUAAAGGCAGCUACACUGAGGGCUCUUCCACAAUGCAGACACUUGAGGAUGUUAGCCGGCCUCCUAAAGAAAACUAAUGUGUACAUUAAAUCUUUCCAGCCCAUUACCUUGCAGGGAUUCAUCCAAUUCCAUCUUAUUUCAACCUUAAUCUAAUGUGCAAUUCUUCUCAUCUAAUCAGAAUGUUUGGGGAAUAAAAAAAGGGAAUAGAGACUGAUGACAUGUUUCCUGUUCUGACGAGCUUAAACGUCUUGCCUUUUUGGAUUUCCCUGUGGCAUUAAUUAUAUUGUCGCUAUAAAGAUUGAUUUAAAUGCCAUGUUCACAUUUCAAUGUUAAAGUUGUUGUAGCAGCAGCAGAUGUUAAAUGUACCUGCAAUAUGUUGACUCUUGUUAAAGGACUCAUGUUUUACCAAACUCAUAAAUAAACCAAAAUAAAGGUUUGUAAAUAUUCAAA
This is a messenger RNA of Eleginops maclovinus (Patagonian blennie), 2911 nucleotides long. RefSeq names its product prostaglandin E receptor 4 (subtype EP4) b (gene ptger4b). Gene Ontology annotation, biological process: inflammatory response; adenylate cyclase-activating G protein-coupled receptor signaling pathway; cellular response to prostaglandin E stimulus. Gene Ontology annotation, molecular function: prostaglandin E receptor activity. Lineage: Eukaryota; Metazoa; Chordata; Actinopteri; Perciformes; Eleginopidae. Bases 621 to 1958 code for a protein of 445 amino acids. The transcript is spliced from 2 exons. Gene Ontology annotation, cellular component: plasma membrane. The record is from RefSeq and is a predicted model, not a curated record.